AUGUUGAUUAAUAUAAAGAGCAUCUUAUGGAUGUGCUCUACCUUAAUAGCAACCCAUGCACUACGUAAAGUCAAAAUGGAAAAAAGCCCACCUGUGAAGGGCUCCCUCUCUGGAAAAGUCAGCCUACCUUGUCAUUUCUCAACCAUGCCUACCUUACCACCUAAUUAUAACACCGGCGAAUUCCUCCGAAUCAAAUGGUCUAAGAUUGAAUUGGACAAGAGUGGAAAGGACUUAAAGGAGACUACUGUUCUUGUGGUUCAAGAUGGGAAUAUCAAGAUUGGCCAGGGCUACAGGGGGAGAGUGUCGGUGCCUCCACAGCCCGAGGACGAGGGUGAUGCCUCACUCACCAUGGCCAAACUGCUUGCCAGUGAUGCGGGCCUCUACCGCUGCGAUGUCAUGUACGGGAUUGAAGACACACAGGAGGCGGUGCCAUUGACCGUGGAUGGGGUUGUGUUUCACUACAGGGCGGCAACCAGCAGGUACACUCUGAAUUUUGAGAAUGCACAGCAGGCUUGUUUGGAUGUUGGGGCAGUCAUAGCAAGUCCAGAGGAGCUCAAUGCUGCCUAUGAAGAUGGAUUUGAGCAGUGUGAUGCAGGUUGGCUGUCUGAUCAGACCGUUAGGUAUCCUAUCCGGACUCCUCGAGAAGGCUGUUAUGGAGAUAUGAUGGGGAAGGAAGGUGUCAGGACCUAUGGAUUCCGUUCUCCUCAUGAAACUUAUGAUGUGUAUUGCUACGUGGACCAUCUGGAUGGUGAUGUGUUCCACAUCACGGCCCCCAAUAAGUUCACCUAUAAGGAGGCCGAGGAAGAGUGUGAAAACCAGGAGGCCCGGCUGGCGACAGUGGGGGAGCUCCACGCGGCCUGGAGGAACGGCUUUGACCAGUGCGAUUACGGGUGGCUGAUGGAUGCCAGCGUUCGCCACCCUGUGACUGUGGCCAAGGCCCAGUGUGGAGGUGGUUUACUUGGGGUGAGAACCCUGUAUCGUUUUGAGAACCAGACAGGCUUCCCUUCCCCUGAUAGCAGAUUUGAUGCCUACUGCUUUAAACGUCGAAUGAGUGAUUUGAGUGUAAUUGGUCAUCCAAUAGAUUCAGAAUCUAAAGAAGAUGAACCUUGUAGUGAAGAAACAGAUUCAGAGCACGACCUAAUUGCUGCCAUUUUACCUGAGUUAAUUGACAUAGAUAUAUACCACAGUGAGGAAGACGAGGAAGAAGACGAAGACUGUGCAAAUGCUACUGAUGUCACGACCACCCCAUCAGUGCAGUACAUAAAUGGGAAACACCUAGUCACCACUGUGCCCAAGGACCCAGAGGCGGCAGAAGCUAGGCGUGGCCAGUUUGAAAGUGUUGCACCUUCUCAGAAUUUUUCAGACAGCAGUGAGAGUGACACCCCUGAGUUUCCCAUGUCUGAAAGGGAAUCAUCUAUUGCUGUGCAGCCAAGUGAAUCUAAAGAAACCACAGAAUCGCUUGAAAUGACAUGGAAGCCUGAGACUUACCCUGAAACACCAGAACAUUUUUCAAGUGGUGAGCCUGAUAUUUUCCCUACAGUCCCAUCAUCACACAAGGGCCAAACCACAGAGGGACCAGAAUCAGUCUCGGAUAAAGGUCCUGAGCCUGAGCAUUAUAAUCUGGUGCUUGAACAUACUGAACCUGGAUCCCUCUCUUCUGAAGAGUCUUCAGGAGAUGCUGAGGUCAACCAAGAAUCCUCAGAAAUGAUCUUUUCAAGGACCACGGAAGUAACACUUGGUGAAGAGGCAGAAAAAAGUACUUCUGUCACCUAUAUUCCAAGUACAGUUCCAAGUUCUAUGUCAGAAAAUGUGUUGGAAGAAGAAUCAGUCACAUUAACAGGAAACCACAGGCCUGUUGACCCAUUGGCCACUAUGGAAAACUGGGUAGAAACAACCCCUGGACAAAUUGUAGCGCUCUCUGGGAAUCCUUCAAUUCUGAUUCUAGAAGGCUCUGGGGAAGAAGAAGAUAAAGAUCAAAUGUUCACCGAGGUAACCCAUUUAUCACAAAGAAAUAUUACCAGUACACUGGUUACUUUAGACACUGGCAAAACAAUGACCACAGACAACUUUUUUGAUGUCCCUGCAACUGCCAUUUACUUAAUUUCUGAACAACCUUCUACAGAAGUAGUGCCCACAAAAUUGGUACAGGAAACAGACACGAUUGAGUGGGCUUUUAGUACGUCUCUUGAGGGAAAGCAAAGGAAAGGUGAGGAGGAAGGAACUACAGCUUCUACAGUUCAGCUACAUAUGCCUACACAGAGAUCAGACCAGUUAGUUUUAUCCUCUGCAUUAGAAAACAUAAAUGAAGCUACAUCGAGUGAUUCAGCAUCUGCUGCCAGGAACAGUGUCAUGUACUUAACAACAUCCACACAGUCUGAAAGGGAAAUGACAAGUUCUAAUCCUUUCUUUCCAGAAACGGAUGUUUUAGACAAUCUGGGGACGCAGACCACCAAGACCGGCAGUAGCAGUCAACCUGGGGUUCAGGAAGGACAGGCCACUGUGCCAAGUAGCCCCAGCUCUCUCUCUAUGGAGCAGGGCUCAAGAGAAGCUGCCACUGACCCAGCAACUACCACUGUUCCUUUCUUUUCAUUAAAAGUAGAGCCUGAAAUUCAAGUUAAAAAGGAAAUAGCUAAUACUAUGUCUCCCCAUGUGGAAACUAUAUUACCUUUUGAGCCACCAGGACUAGAUUUGAGUAAUGUAACAGACAGAGGGGUUGCUGAAGUUAUAAGCCAAACAUCCAAGGAAAGCCUUAUGUCGGAGGUUUCAGUAGAAUCAAAUCAUGUGACAGAAAUAAAGGGCUUCUCUACAGAUUUUCCAUUGGAGGAAGACUUCAGUGGUGACUUCAGAGAAUACUCGACGGUUUCUAAAAUCGUAACAAAAGAAGAAACAGUAAUGAUGGAAGGCUCUGGGGAUGCAGCAUUUAAAGAUACCCAGGUUUCACCAUCGUUAAUCCCUACUUCAGGCCACAUCAAUCACACAGCUGACUCAGAAGGACCUGGUGGCAGCUUUGUCAGCACUUCAGCCUUCCCUUGGGAAGAGUUCACAGCCUCAGGUGAGGGCUCAGGUGAGCAAGUGGUCUCAGUCAGCAGCUCUGCUGACCAAGUGUCUCCCAGUGCCGUGGGGAAUGUUUUUGGUACAGAAUCUCCAUUUGUUGACCACGUUUUGGGAGAAGAAGGUACGACUCAAGAAGCUGAUAAGAGAGCCACCAGUUUACCAAGAGCAGAAGCUGAAGGCACUGAAGCUCCAACAGAAAAGGGGGAUGUGAAGGUUGAUGGCACAGUUUCAGUGGACUUUUCCCAGAUGAUAGAGCCAACCAAACUGUGGUCCAGGCAAGGAGUUACUACUGUAGGACAAGAAACUGAAAUCAAAACAACAACAGAGGAAAAGAUUCAAGAACAAAUAUAUUUUGAAUCCCCCCAAAGCUCUGUUGCACCAGAGCAAACCAUUUUUUAUGAAACUGGAUUUCCAACCGCAGAUUACUCUAUACUAACAACAAAGAAAACUUAUGAUGCUGAUGAGGAAAUGGAAAAGGAAGGCACUUUCGUAGUUGACAUGUCUACUCCAGAUCCAGGAGCAAAGGACUUGGAAUCCUACACUACUCUCCCUGAAGUUACUGAAAAAUCCCAUUUUUUCUUGGCUACUACCUCAGUGACUAAAUCUAUACUAGAUGGAAGUAUAGUUACAGAUUCAUCAAUCAAAGAGGAAGAAAAUAUAAAACCCUUCCCCAAAGUUAUGAAGCCAGUAAUUAAAGAGUCAGAUACUAAUUUAUUCUCUGGCCUGGGAUCAGGAGAAGAAGUUUUGCCUACCACAGUGUCAGUGAAUUUUACUGAAAUGGAACAAAUCAUUAGCACAUUAUAUCCCAAGGCUUCUCAAGUUGACAGCUUAGAAACUAGCAUCUCAAGUGAUCCCACUGAAGACUAUGAGGGAAUGGAAAAUGUGGCAAGUGAAAUUGGACUACUCAUUUCUAAAACAGACAACAUCUCUGAAUAUAGUGAGACAGCAUCCAGCACAACUUUAUUAAAAAUUUUAAGGGACACCAGAACGGAAGGACCAUCUUUAGCAACUCUCACCUUCUCUGCAGACACUGAACAGCCUCAAAAUCAGACUCAGAGUUGGGAAGAAGAAAUUCAGACUAGUCAACCACAACCUACCACUGAGGAAAUCUCUAACAAGAAUUCUUCAGUAGCAGAAACUAGAGAAACAAUAACCUCUUCUGCUGACUUUCUGGCUAAAACUUCUGGUAUUGGAAUGGCCAGAGGAUCUGUUAUACCCACAACAAAACCAUCUGACUUGUUUCAUGAAUAUUCCGGAGAAGGAUCUGGGGAACUGGAUAUAGUUGACUUAGUCCACACUUCUGGAACUACUCAGGCAACCAGAAAAGGAAGCACCACAUAUGUUCCUAAUAGGCCCCUGGAGAAACAUCCUGAGGAUCCAAGUGCUAAAACCAUUACUGUUGACGGGUUUCCAACAGGCUCAAUAGUGCCAUCUCUUCAUCUAGAGCAGAAUGAAAGCUCCCCAGAUCCAACAAUCACAGUGUCCAACACAGUGUCAUAUAAGAAGUCCACCGAGAGUGCAGAUAGUUUCCAUCACCAUUUGGGGGGAUUUGAGGAUUCCACCUUAAAACCUGACAGAAAAAAAGCCACUGAAAAUAUUAUUAUAGAUCUGGACAAAGAGGACAAGGAUUUGUUAUUGACAAUUACAGAGAGUACCAUACUUGAAAUUCUACCUGAGCUCACGUCAGAUAAAAAUACUAUCAUAGAUAUUGAUCACACUAAACCCAUGUAUGAAGACAUCCUUGGAAUGCAAACGGACAUAGACCCAGAGACACCGUCAGGUCUACAGGUCAAUAACGAAGACAGCGCUCAAAUUCAACAGAAGCACGAAGCAGCUGCCAACCUAUCCUUAACUGUGGAACCAUUUGAAAGUUCUGGUGAUGCUCUUCUGGCUAGCUACACUCAGGCAGCACAUAAUGAAUCCAUAACUUCUGAAGACAGAAGUCAGUUCAAUUACAUGGGCUUUAUUUUCCCAACUGGGAUCCCCAUCCCAAGCACAGAAACAGAAUUAGAUAUUUUUCUUCCCACAGCAACAUCCCUACCCAUUCCUAGUAAGUCUGUCACAGUUGGCCCAAAUAUCGAAGAACCAAAAACUGAAGCUAAAGCCCUGGAAGACAUAUUUGAAUCAAGCACUUUGUCUGAUGGUCAAGCUAUUGCUGACCAAAGUGAAGUAAUAUCAACAUCGGGUCAUUUGGAAAGGACACAGGAAGAGUAUGAAGAGAAGAAAUAUGUUGGUCCUUCUUUUCAGCCAGAAUUGUCUUCAGGAGCUGGGGAGGCACUAAUAGAUUCUACACCCCAUGUAAGUAUUGGUACUGUCCACCUCACAUCUCAGAGUUUAACAGAAGCACCUCAUGUGGUGGAAGGAUCAAAUCCCCCAGGUUACACAGAUACAACAUCACCAGUGUUGGACUUUGUGAAGCUGUCCCCUGAGACAUCAUCUCCGUUCACUGUGCCCUUAGGCAGUGGAACAUCUGAACACACAGAGAGCCCCCCGUCGAGUGCUCUGCCCAGUGUAGAUCCUGGCACAUCUCAAAUGUCCCUAGGAAAACUGGCAAAUAUUGAGGUGACUUUCCAACCAUCAAGUGAAGCGUACAGUCACAUAACUGGGCCUCCAUUCUCACCUGUUGCUGCAGAGCCAGAAUCUUCAGAAGACGAAACGAAACCCAACUUUUUAGAACAAAUGGAAGCUUUUCCCACAGAACUAAUUGUUGAAGAAGGAUCUGAGAUUCUCCAAGAUUCCCCAAACAAAACCAAUGUUCAACUUUCUGGAGAAACAACCAAAGUAUUUUCUAGUGUGAGAACCCCUGAGGCUGAAACCAUUGUCACGGCUGCAGGUGAAAUUAAGUCAGAAGGUGCUACACUGGGGCCACACCCUACUUCAGCUUCUGCAACCACUGGGACUGGGGCAGGUGUGGUGCCUCAGACCAGCCCACAGACUUCUGAGAAGCCCACGGUUCCUUCUCUGGAAAUAAACUCUGAAACGCAGGCAGCUUUGACCGGAGGGCAGGAUUCCACAGUGACAGCAUGGGGACAGCAAGCGUCAACAAGAAUUCUUGAUUCCAACUCUCAGGCAACAACAGUGCGCACUGCAGAGUUAAAGAUUUCACUUCCAACACCACCACUUUACCUUCUGGAAGCUUCUAAUGAAACCGGCUUCCUGAUUGACAUGAAUGAAGAGUCAGUGGAAGGCACAGCAGUCUAUUUACCAGGACUUGAUCGUUGCAAAACGAACCCGUGCCUCAAUGGAGGCACCUGCUAUGCGACUGAAACUUCCUAUGUGUGUACCUGUGUGCCGGGAUUCACUGGGGACCAGUGUGAACUUGACUUUGAUGAAUGUCACUCUAACCCCUGUCGCAAUGGAGCCACGUGUGUUGACGGCUUUAAUACGUUCAGGUGCCUCUGCCUUCCCAGCUAUGUUGGUGCACUUUGUGAGCAAGACACUGAGACAUGUGACUACGGUUGGCACAAAUUCCAAGGGCAGUGUUAUAAGUACUUCGCGCAUCGACGCACAUGGGAUGCAGCCGAACGGGAAUGCCGUCUGCAAGGCGCCCACCUCACCAGCAUUCUGUCUCACGAAGAACAAAUGUUUGUGAAUCGUGUGGGCCAUGACUACCAGUGGAUAGGCCUCAAUGACAAGAUGUUUGAGCAUGACUUCCGUUGGACUGAUGGUAGCACACUGCAAUAUGAGAACUGGAGGCCCAACCAGCCUGACAGCUUCUUUUCUGCUGGUGAAGAUUGUGUUGUCAUCAUUUGGCAUGAGAACGGCGAGUGGAAUGAUGUUCCCUGCAAUUACCAUCUUACCUAUACUUGCAAGAAAGGAACAGUUGCUUGCGGCCAGCCCCCUGUUGUAGAAAAUGCCAAGACCUUUGGAAAGAUGAAACCUCGCUAUGAGAUCAACUCCCUGAUUAGAUACCAUUGCAAAGAUGGUUUCAUUCAACGCCACCUUCCAACUAUUCGUUGCCUAGGGAAUGGAAGAUGGGCUAUGCCUAAAAUUACCUGCAUGAACCCAUCUGCAUACCAAAGGACUUAUUCUAAGAAAUACUUAAAAAAUUCCUCCUCAUCAAAGGACAAUUCAAUAAAUACAUCAAAACAUGAUCACCGUUGGAGCCGGAGGUGGCAGGAGUCCAGGCGCUGA
Messenger RNA from Pipistrellus nathusii (Nathusius's pipistrelle), 7188 nucleotides. Lineage: Eukaryota; Metazoa; Chordata; Mammalia; Chiroptera; Vespertilionidae. The record is from the annotation of a GenBank genome assembly.